This is a messenger RNA of Stegastes partitus (bicolor damselfish), 3560 nucleotides long. Its product is annotated as E3 ubiquitin-protein ligase TRIM39-like. The record is from RefSeq and is a predicted model, not a curated record. The transcript is spliced from 7 exons. Gene Ontology annotation, molecular function: zinc ion binding; protein binding. NCBI's taxonomy places the organism in Eukaryota, Metazoa, Chordata, Actinopteri, Pomacentridae. Bases 169 to 1845 code for a protein of 558 amino acids.
AAGUGACUGGAGCUCCCUCAGCUGCUCAGGCUGUGUUUUGAUCGAUCUCCAUGUGAGAGACGAGUGCUGAAUAGAGCUCAGCGCCUUCAUCCCGGCCUGUGGUUCUGUCUGUGGGGGCAGUUCAGGCCUCUGGGGUUUGCAGAGCUACAGAGAGUCAGGUAUCCCAUCAUGUCGGCUGUCAGCGUCCUGGCUGCGUUGCCGGAGGAUCACUUCCAGUGUUCGAUCUGUCUGAACGUCUUCACCGACCCGGUUACAACACCUUGUGGCCACAACUUCUGCAAAACCUGCCUCAGCCAGCACUGGGACAACAGCGAGUUAUGUCACUGCCCCGUGUGUAAUAAAAGGUUCUAUGUGAAGCCUGAGUGCUCCACAAACACGGUCAUCGCAGAGAUUUCAGCCCAGAUAAAGAGGAGGAAGGUGGAAACACUCGAAAAUGCCGACGCACCGUGGAAGGUGAAGUGCGACGUGUGCAGAGAAUUGAAGCUGAAGGCCUUGAAGUCGUGCCUGGUGUGUCUGACGUCGUACUGCGAGGCCCACCUGGAGCCUCACCUGACAGCUCCCCCGCUGAUGAGACACAAGCUGAUCGAGCCAGUGGAGAACCUGGACAAGAGGAUGUGUAAGAAGCACGAGAAGAUCCUGGAGUUUUUCUGCAGGGACGAACAGGUUUGCAUCUGUCUGCUGUGCUGUGAGACGGACCACAAAGACCACAAGACGGUUCCUGUAGAGGAUGAAGCGCCUCUGCAGAAGGAAAAUAUUGAGUCCAAAAAAGCAACAGUCAAGCUGAUGAUCGAGGACAGGAUGAAAAAGAUAGAGGAAUUUAAGUAUUCCUCUGCAAUGUGCAAAGACAAAACAGACAAAGAGAUUGAAAGCAGUGAUGCACUCUUCAGUUCCCUGAUGAACAAAGUAGAAGACAUGCAAACCAAACUGAAAUCGAACAUCAACGAAAAGCUCAGAAAGUCACAAGAGAAGGACGAAGCGAUUAUUCGAGAGCUGCACGAGGAGAUCACACAGCUGCAGAGAAAGCACUCAGAGCUGGAGGAGCUAUCGCAGAAUGAAGACCACCUUCAACUUCUUCAGACUUUUCAGGCUCUGAGCUCCAUUUCCGACACCAAGCGCUGGUCCACGAUCAAGGUUUACUCAGACCUGUGUGUGCACACACUGAGGAGAGCCGUGAGUCAUCUGGUGCACGCUUUUAAAGCAGAACUGAAGACUCUGACAGAAAUCGAACUGACCAAAAUUAGGCAAUAUAAAGAAUCCAUCUCCUUCAACCCGUCCACUGCUGGUUCCAACCUGGUGGUGAUUGAAUACGGGUCACGUCUGAAGUACUACGGAAAUGCAAGCCCCUCAUCAUCUGACGACUCGGACAGGUUCAGCUAUCCCAUGGCUUUUGGGAAGAAGGGCUUCACCUCAGGACGACACUACUGGGAGGUCCAGGUGGGCCUGAGAACCAACUGGGAUGUUGGUGUUGCCAAGGCAACAGUAGACAGAUCAGGGAGGGCAGCUCUGACAAAGAAAAAUGGAUUCUUUGCCAUAGGAAAGCGAUGGCGUGCUUAUCUAGCUCACUGUAAUGAAUCCAAAGAGCUCCACCUGCAUCCCAGACCGAGGUAUAUCGGCGUUUAUCUGGACUACGACGGGGGCAGAGUCUCGUUCUUUGAUGUGAGUGAGAAGUUGCACAUUUUCUCUUUUACAGGGGAGUCUUUCACACACAAGCUGUUCCCGUACUUCUACCUGUACAGUAAAGCAAAGAAACCCGAGUCUUUGCACAUCUGUCACAUCUGGGGUCCAGAACUAUCCUCUGUCUCACUUAUUCCCUCCAACAAGCCAAAUAACAACCAGACAGUCUGAGAUCGCUGUUUGGUCGAAGAUAAAACCUUUCAAAACCUACUGCAAUCACACAGAUGCCUUUUGGAACAACUGAUAAAGCGUCAACACAUUCUGAAGUUACAAUUAUGAAAUCAAUAAUUGACAGCUCACCCAGUCCUGCCCCUCUGUACUUCCUGUUGCUUCACCUAUAUUGCAUGGCACAUAAUCAUUUUACAGACUACGGCAGUAAAUCCAGCAGAGAAACCUGUAAACACUGCCUUUAAUUUAGGACUUGCAGGCUACAAACAUGAUCUCUUCCUAAAAGCUUGAGGGUAAAACUUCACUUCCCACCUGAAAUGUUCACAUUCUCACCAGCUGGUGAUGGAACCGAUGGGUUUACACUUAGAAUGACAACAAACUCGCUCAUGUAUUAUGUAGCACAACUUGAAUAAAACAUAAAGUCAGCGGCUUCAAUCUGCUCGCUGCGUCCACACGGGCUGCGUUCAGGCGGAAGUGCAGCUCAUUCGCUAUUCAGCAGCACUCAGAGCUCAACACACUAGAUUUGCACAUAAAAUGGAAACAUGAAAAUACACCAGACUGGAGAAUAAAACAGGCGGCAUCAGUUUAAUGAGAUGGACAACCGAACAAAACAUGGCUGUCACGGAGGAAUCAGGAAGUAGGACAGGAAGUGAAAUGAAUCGGCCGUACUUCAGGUGUAACACAGGCGGCUGGCAGGGUCUAACAAACAAAAAUACACAACUGACUCCCACACAUAGUGGAGUGUUGGUCUUUAAAUUAACCUUUAACCCCUAAAAACUAAAAACAACAAACUCCUUGUUCUGCAUUGUUUACAACUUACUCAAGAACAGAAAAACACUCUUUACUCUUUAUUUCUUAGUUUUUUUUGGGAUAAAAAGUUCAGCUUCUUUUUGUUUUUUCAUGUUGUGAAACUUAAACAUGUAGAGAGAACCAAGCUUGUACAUAAGUUGCCAUGAUACGACUCCCCAGCAAGCAGGGAACGUUCCUACAACGUUGGCUAACAUUACCUACAGGUUGUAAUAAGGAAAGCAUGUUAUACUUGUGUUCAAAGAAUGUUUUAAGGGUAUUUCUUAUUUCAAAAUAAUGCUCCUAUGAGGUUAAAGGUUAACGAAGUGUUUUAACUGGAACGUUCAGGGAAUGUUGGAAAGAUGUCAGAUUGUGUUCCUGAACCAACAUUAAAAAAAUGUUUUUAAGAUGUUAUUGAAGAUGUUUUUGUUGUUUGUUUUUUUUAAAUAAAAUGUUCCUGUAAGAUUACAUUAACAACAGUUUCAAAGUUUUGCCUGCAAUAUUUUGAGACUGUUUUGGGAAUGUUGUUGGGUAAACACUUUAUGCAACAUUCCCACAAUGUUGCACGAUAACCAAGGACAAACGGUCUCAGAAAAUGUUUUGAGUAGAACGUCUUUUGUGAGCUGUAUUCUGCCUUCAUGAGGAACACUUUGGAAACAUCACUAGAACUAUCUCAGAACGUUUUUAGAACAAAACAAGUCGAGCUGGGUCGACGGUGGCGGUUCAGUGAGAGUUUAAGUCAACAGUUUAUUCAGAUCUUUAACUGGCAUCAACACAAACUAAUGAAAACGAAUGCAAAGAAGUGAGCAGGUGGAGGUGGAAUCAUUUACUGUUUGUUACUGAUUAUUCUGCAAAGCUGCUGUAAUGUCUAAAAAAAGCUGGAUGACUGUGUGUGUUUGCAUGUUUGCUAAAAAUAAACCAUUAAACGCGCA